Trichoderma asperellum CBS 433.97 is the source of this 1221-nucleotide messenger RNA. The record is from RefSeq and is a predicted model, not a curated record. Lineage: Eukaryota; Fungi; Ascomycota; Sordariomycetes; Hypocreales; Hypocreaceae.
AUGGCUCUUGAUAAUUCUCCGAAGAUGAGAGAUGAUCCACCGCCAAGUUAUGAAUUCGGGGCAGAAGAAUGUGUCGCUGCUAUCAAUGCUGUUCAACUUAGUCAACACCUUCAAAACCUCGCUGAAGCAUUGAAUAGCAUACUGGAUGCCUCGUUCGAAAAAGAACAAUUUAUUGAAAGUCUUGAGGCGACUUUAAGGCGGCAACCAGCAGCAAAGCAUGCGCAGAUGUUUGACAUCGCCCAAACCAUUUUCAAUGCUUGUCAAAACGUUUAUAAAUUCGAAGAAGAUCCAUCCAUCAGCUGGAAAUUAAGCCACGAGGAAAAGCACGAACAGUUCGGAGAAAAGGUCUUAGACGCAAAUGAGAGUGGAUCAGAAAAGGAUGCUAUAGCAGCAGAGGUUCACAUUCGACAUCGUCAGAAUAUCUCUGCCAAGGAUCAGCCUAUGCUUCGAGAGAUUACUCAUGGUUUCAAACCAUCUCAAGCCAAAUCUUCCAAGAAAGUGCCUAGAUCUAAACUUAUUUCGCUCAACGCGAAACCGUUGCCGAUACUAGAUGGCAGGAAUACUAAGCGAGUUUCUACGCCUGUUGCUAUGUCGCCAAUGACUUGCGAUACAACUUCUCACGAAAGUUUAUCAGAUAUUUCAAGACUCAGUUCUCCAGAGAGUAUGGGUACGCCUCCUCGAAUCAGAGCUGCUCUUCAAGAAGAAACACCGAAACAACCGAAACAACCGAAGGGUCCUGAAUAUGAAUUCCGUUCUUUAAUAUCCCAAUCCAUUGAAGAGUUUAUAUACCAUGCUCGUCAGCAAAUUAAACAAUUAGCAUUGUAUGAAGUCCCAUCGGUAACUUAUGAUGCCAUUUUCGGCUCUCUGGACGACGAAGAAAGCGAGAAUAGAUCAAAUCAGUGGUCAAUAGGUUCGGAAUGGCUAAGACUAGUGGAAUCAGGGAAAGCGGAGAGGGAGAGAGAGACGAUUAAUUACGCGUUAACAGCAAUGGCAUUCCAAAAGUGGCAUGCAUCUCAAAUGCGGCUGUCUACAAACAAAACGCCACAAAUGACGGAACAAACAGCGUCAAAACUGAUAAUAGACAGACUAGUUGGGCCAACGCAAGAGAGUAACAGCAUUCAACGACGGAAGAACAUUCGCACCCAUUUAACGCGUGGGAAAAAGUGGAAUCAACUGGUGGAACAACUUGGGCAUGGCAUACUAUUGAAGAAGGCCUGGUAA